Triticum turgidum subsp. durum (durum wheat) is the source of this 1512-nucleotide messenger RNA. The record is from the annotation of a GenBank genome assembly. NCBI's taxonomy places the organism in Eukaryota, Viridiplantae, Streptophyta, Magnoliopsida, Poales, Poaceae.
AUGUCUCCGUACGCCGUCCUCGCCGCCGUGCUUCUCGCCUUCUGCUACGCCGUCUGGAAGGCUCGAGGCGGCGGCGGCAGCAGCAGGCUCCCGCCCUCGCCGCCGUCGCGUCCGCUGCUCGGCCACCUCCACCUCCUGGGCCGGCUGCCGCACCGCUCCUUGCGCGAGCUGCACGCUCGGUACGGCACCGAUGGCGGCCUCCUGCUCUUGCAGCUCGGGCGCAGGCGCACGCUGGUGGUGUCCACGGCGGCCGCCGCGGCGGACCUGUACAAGAACCACGACCUCGCCUUCGCCUCCCGCGUGCCCAGCGCGCCGGUGGACAAGCUCACGUACGGCUCCAUCAACGUCUCCUUCUCGCCCUACGGCGACGCCUGGCGCCGCAGCAAGAAGAUGGCCGUCGUCCACCUCCUCUCCCCGCGCCGCGUCGACUCGUUCGCCCCCGUGCGCGCCGUUGAGGUGGCCGCGCUCGUCGCCGGGGCACGCCGCGCCGCGGAGGCGGGGGAGAUCGUGGAGCUGAGGGAGCUCCUCUGCGCCUACAGCAACGCGGUGGUUACCCGCGCGACGACCGGAGCCGCAGGGGCCACGGCGGAGAAGCUAAAAAAGCUUUUGGGUAACUCCGCAGCGUUCUUGUCGGGGCUCCAGGCGGAAGACGUGCUCCCCGGCGCGGCGGCGAAGGUUGUUAGGUGGGCGACGGGGCUCGAGAAGAGGCUGGACGCAGAGCUCCAACUGUGGGACAAGUUCCUAUCGGAGACAAUCGCCGAGCACCUUGAGAAGAAGAAGUGUGACGGGAGGGCAGGGGAGGAUGACUUCCUGGACGUCCUGCUUCGGCUGAGGGAAGAAGGCACCGCCGGACUCGAGCUCACCGACGAUCGCAUCAAAAGCAUCAUCAAGGACAUAAUAGCCGCCGGAACAGACACAUCGUCCGUCACGCUGGAAUGGGCCAUGGCGGAGCUGGUCGGGAACCCACCGGCAAUGGCCAAGCUGCAGGACGAGAUAAGCCGAGCCACCGAAGGCAAACCGAGCAUCGAGGAAGACGACCUGAGAAGGAUGGAGUACCUGAGGGCGGUGCUGAAGGAGGUGCUCCGGCUACACCCGGUGGCACCGCUCCUCGUCCCGCACCAAUCGACCACGAUGGCGGUCGUGCAGGGCUACGAGAUCCCGGCCGAGACGGCGCUCUUCGUCAACGCCUGGGCGAUCGGAAGGGACCCGGCGGCGUGGGGACCGACGGCGGAGGAGUUCCAGCCGGAGCGGUUCCUGGGCGGCGGCGGCGCUGAGGGCGUGGACCUACGGGGGAACGACUACCAGCUCCUCCCGUUCGGCGCGGGUCGGCGGCUCUGCCCCGGCAUCGGUUUCGCGAUGCCGGUGCUGGAGAUGGCGCUCUCCAGCCUCGUGCGCCACUUCGACUGGGAACUCCCCGCCGGGGCGCGCCUGGACAUGAGUGAGGCGCCGGGGCUGACCACGCCGCCGCUGGCUCCGCUGCGACUCGCCCCCAAGUGCAGGGGGCAGCAGUAG